UGGCUAGAUUUAAAGUUUUUCGCUAAGAGAAUCAAAAAGAUUUACAAAGCGGUUCUAGACGGUAUACUCCUGGAAUAAGCGCAUAAAGAAAAAAAUGAAGAAGAUUAUUUUUAUGCUAUUAGCUGUCACAUGCACUAUUUAUUGUGCAGAUAAAGAUAAAGACGAGAAGAAAGAUGAUAAAGAAAAAAAAGAAAACUUCGGAACUGUUAUUGGCAUUGACUUAGGAACAACUUAUUCAUGUGUUGGAGUCUUUAAAAAUGGACGAGUUGAAAUCAUUCCAAAUGACCAGGGUAAUCGUAUUACACCCUCCUAUGUUGCAUUUACUAGUGAAGGAGAGCGUUUAAUUGGAGAUGCAGCUAAAAAUCAACUUACUUCAAAUCCUGAAAACACAAUAUUUGAUGCUAAACGAUUAAUUGGUCGUGAAUGGAGUGACAAAUCGGUUCAGCAUGAUAUUAAGUAUUUUCCAUUUCAAGUAGUUGAAAAAAAUAAGAAACCACACAUUAAAGUUCAAGUAAAAGAAGGAGAGUAUAAAACAUUUACUGCUGAAGAAAUUAGUGCUAUGGUCUUAGUAAAAAUGAAGGAAAUAGCUGAAGCAUACCUAGGCAAAAAAGUAACUCAUGCUGUUGUCACUGUUCCUGCUUACUUUAAUGAUGCUCAACGUCAAGCAACAAAAGAUGCUGGUGUAAUUGCUGGUUUAAAUGUGAUGCGAAUUAUUAAUGAGCCAACCGCUGCAGCAAUUGCUUACGGUUUAGAUAAAAAAGAGGGAGAAAAAAAUGUACUUGUAUUUGACUUGGGUGGUGGUACUUUUGAUGUCUCUCUAUUAACCAUUGAUAACGGUGUAUUUGAAGUUGUUUCAACAAAUGGUGAUACCCAUCUUGGAGGUGAAGAUUUUGAUCAGCGUGUUAUGGAACAUUUUAUUAAGUUAUACAAGAAAAAGAAAGGUAAAGAUAUACGAAAGGACAACCGUGCUGUUCAAAAACUUAGAAGAGAAGUUGAGAAAGCUAAGCGAACUCUAAGUACUCAACAUCAAACUAGACUUGAAAUUGAAUCAUUAUUUGAUGGAGAGGAUUUCUCAGAAACACUAACACGAGCAAAAUUUGAAGAGUUGAACUUGGAUUUAUUCAAAUCUACAAUGAAACCUGUUAAGCAAGUAAUUGAUGAUUCUGGUCUUAAAUUAAGUGAGAUUGAUGAAAUAGUUUUGGUUGGAGGAUCUACUCGUAUUCCUAAAGUUCAAAAGUUAGUACAAGAUUUCUUCCAAGGCAAAGAACCCAGCAAAGGAAUUAACCCUGAUGAAGCAGUUGCAUUUGGUGCUGCAGUCCAAGGAGGUGUGCUUAGUGGUGAAGAAGAAACUGAAAUUGUUCUUCUUGAUGUUAAUCCAUUAACUCUUGGAAUCGAAACUGUUGGUGGUGUAAUGACCAAAUUGAUUAGUCGUAACACUGUUGUUCCAACCAAAAAAUCACAAAUCUUUUCAACUGCUGCAGAUAACCAACAAACUGUCACAAUUCAAGUUUUUGAAGGUGAACGUCCAAUGACAAAAGACAAUCAUCAGUUAGGAAAAUUUGAUUUGAAUGGUAUUCCUCCUGCUCCUCGUGGUGUUCCUCAAAUUGAAGUUACUUUUGAAAUUGAUGUUAACGGUAUUCUUAGAGUUAGUGCAGAAGAUAAAGGUACUGGAAAGAAAGAAAAGAUUACAAUUACCAAUGAUCAGAAUAGAUUGUCUCCUGAAGAUAUUGAGCGUAUGGUUAAUGAUGCUGAAAAAUUUGCAGAUGAAGAUAAAAAAGUCAAGGAAAAAGUAGAAUCUCGUAAUGAAUUUGAAAGUUAUGCUUACUCUUUAAAAAAUCAAGUUGGAGACAAAGAAAAGCUUGGUGGUAAAUUAAGUGAAAGCGAUAAAGCAACCUUAGAAAAAGCAAUUGAAGAAGCUGUUAAAUAUCUCGAAAGUCAUCCUGAUGCUUCUACAGAUGAACUAAAAGAAAAUAAAAAGAAAUUAGAGGACAUUGCUACUCCUAUAGUUAGUAAAAUUUAUCAACAAAGUGGAGGUAAACCAGGGGAAGGCCCAACACCUGGUUCAGAUGAAAAAGAAGAUAAAGAUGAGUUAUAGAAAUAUAUUAUAAUUGCUUGCUAGGCGAAGUUGUUGUUAGUUAAAAGUCGAGAAAUAACGCUAUCACAAAUAUAUUACGAAAUUAUAUAUAUUAGUCUUUUUAAAAUUUUGCUAUUCGAAUUUAUGACGAUCCGACGUUUUUCGACUUAGUAGCUUCUAAUAGCUUUGUGUCAUAAUGACCGUUUCUUUGCCUGUAAAAACUUAUUUAUUACACGGUAUUUCUGUAAAUAUUUUUAGUAAUAAAAUGAUAGUAAAGAAAUUUAAA
Hydra vulgaris (swiftwater hydra) is the source of this 2360-nucleotide messenger RNA. Its product is annotated as endoplasmic reticulum chaperone BiP. Gene Ontology annotation, molecular function: ATP-dependent protein folding chaperone; ATP binding. Gene Ontology annotation, biological process: endoplasmic reticulum unfolded protein response. The record is from RefSeq and is a predicted model, not a curated record. Gene Ontology annotation, cellular component: nucleus; endoplasmic reticulum lumen; cytoplasm. Lineage: Eukaryota; Metazoa; Cnidaria; Hydrozoa; Anthoathecata; Hydridae.